Messenger RNA from Priceomyces carsonii, 1200 nucleotides. RefSeq names its product She3p (gene SHE3). The coding region runs from base 1 to 1200 and encodes 399 amino acids. NCBI's taxonomy places the organism in Eukaryota, Fungi, Ascomycota, Pichiomycetes, Serinales, Debaryomycetaceae. Gene Ontology annotation, biological process: mRNA transport; endoplasmic reticulum inheritance. The transcript has a single exon. The record is from RefSeq and is a predicted model, not a curated record.
AUGGAGGAUAGCAGAAAGCCCACCUCACGGGUGAUUGACUCCUUGCAUAGUGAAAUAGAUGAAUUGAAAAAUGAGCUUGAAAUAGCUCGGCUGGCAAAGGAAGAGUACAAAAAGAAACACCUAGUUGAAAGCAAGAAAAACGAAUCAUACGUGGAUCAAUUGGCAAAUGCAAAGCACGAAAACGAUAUGGUGAAUGCAUUAUUGAAGCGAAAAGAAAGACGAGUAGCCGAUUUGGAAGAACAGUAUAACGAUUUAAAUUCAAGCAAUGAGACUUUGCUGUUGAACAAUAAAAACAUGAAGAUCCGAUGUGAAAAUUUACAGGAAUCGUCUGCCUUAUCAACUGCUGAAUAUGAGAGAUUAAAAAUUGCUUAUGAUGCUUUGUUGGCCUCUCAAGUGGAGUAUAAAAAACAUUACCAGAAAGAAAUUCAUAAUUUGACUUCACAAUUCGAAAAAUAUAAGAAGGAAAGUUCUGAAAGAUUUGAGUCCUUGUCAGAUAACUUAUCGAGUAAUGACCGUGAUAUAGAUACCCUAUUGGACAGUUUGACGAAUAAAAGGAAAACAAUGGACAAUUUGUAUGUUAACAAGAAUAGAGCCGUCCUAGAAUUAUUAUCUAAAUUGGCGAAAGCAGCGAAUAUACAUGGUCACUCAUCGAAAAGUAUACUUCAAAAUAACGUUGAAGUAAUUCGAUUCUUGGUCGAAAAAUAUCCAGAAUUACAAUCCAAAUUAUUACACCAAGAGAACUUCGACGUCGACUUAGAUGAACUUUUAAAUGAAUCAAACGAAGCUUUGUCCAAUUCUUCAUUUGACGAAGAAGCCACCUUAAUAAAUUCUCCUGACCCAAGCAAUGACUUGAAAAACCUUAAUAUAAAGUCUGGCCUUAAGAAUAAUAAUAUUCAGCAAAAGAAGAGAAAGAAUAACAGCAAGAGGAAUUCUAUGAGAUUCGACCUGAAGAGCUCACUGGAUUUUGCGCAAUCUCAUUUGAAUGUUCCUAAAAGAAACUCCAAUCUGCAAAAAAUAAGAAACACUAGCGGUGAUUCACAGUCUCGUACUCCUACACCCCCUUCAAAUAUCAAUGGAGAUAGUUCAAGACGUGAUAAGUCUGGAGCACCGAGUAAUUCAUUUGGAUCUAACCGUCAAAAGAGUAAUUCUAAAAAUUCAAAGAGAAGAUCUCUUUAUAUAGACAACAGUGCUAAAGCCUAA